AGUUUCAAGAUGGCGGAAUGUGCGAAGAAGAUGAGAACAAAAAAGCAAGCGAAAAAUCUUUAAGCGUAUUUAAAUGUAUAAAUGCAAACAGCUCUAAAUCUUUCAAACCUCAGCACAUUUUAAAAGCUAAACUUAUCAACUUUAAGACAACACAAGCACAGCUGCCACCUUGUGUUUGCCACUCCAAACCGCCAAAGAACUGAGUUGAGCCAAAAAAUCGAAAUCUUGCAUCGGCGGACGGCCCGAAGGUAUCCCUACACGCAAGAAGAAAAGUCAGUAAUUUAUUGGCUGCACACUGAGAAGCGUUUUCGCCAAAUUGAGACUCCAGAGCACAGAAAGGGUUCCUGCCCAGGCGGCUAGGGUGUUAUAACCAACGAACUGCUCCGCCACAGCUAGAAGCAGACUAUGUCUGACUUUCUGCGUCAACAGAAUCCACAAGAGCAUACAUAGCCAUGGCUGCGACGAGGAAACUGCAAGGCGAAAUUGAUCGAUGCUUAAAAAAAGUAGCCGAGGGCGUCGAAACGUUUGAAGAUAUUUGGAAGAAAGUACACAAUGCUACGAACACUAACCAGAAGCAAAAACAUCUGCAGGAGAAAUAUGAGGCAGAUCUCAAAAAGGAAAUCAAGAAGCUUCAGCGAUUACGAGAUCAAAUCAAAUCCUGGAUUGCCUCGGCCGAGAUCAAGGAUAAGAGCGCUCUGCUUGAAAAUCGAAGGCUCAUUGAAACGCAAAUGGAACGCUUCAAGGUGGUCGAGCGCGAGACAAAAACAAAGGCUUAUUCCAAGGAAGGCUUGGGCGCCGCACAAAAAAUGGAUCCAGCCCAGCGGAUCAAAGACGAUGCGCGAAAUUGGUUAACCAGCUCAAUUAGCUCACUGCAAAUACAAAUUGAUCAAUACGAAAGCGAAAUUGAGUCUCUGCUGGCGGGUAAAAAGAAACGAUUAGACCGGGAUAAGCAGGAGCGCAUGGACGACCUGCGGGCCAAGUUGGACAGGCAUAAAUUUCACAUAACAAAGCUGGAAACUCUGCUUCGGUUGCUCGACAACGACGGCGUCGAAGCGGAUCAAGUGAACAAGAUCAAAGACGAUGUCGAAUAUUACAUUGAUUCGUCGCAAGAGCCUGACUUCGAGGAGAAUGAGUUCAUCUACGACGACAUCAUUGGCCUGGACGAGGUGGAGCUCAGCGGGACGGCGACAACGGACAGCAACAAUAGCAACGAAACCAGCGGGUCCCCUAGCAGUGUUACCUCCGGAGGCAGUCCAUCCCAAUCGCCCGUCACAGUACAACAAGUGCUGCCGCCAUCCGUGCAGGCGGCAGCGAAUACUGGUAGCAGCGCGGCCAGCGCUGCCUUGUUCCAGCAGCAACAGGCAGCGGCCCAGUCGAAUGGCAGCAAUGUGGGAUAUGCGAGCGAUACCAGCGCGGCCUCAUCUUCGGCGACAACGUCGACGGAUCCGGCGGGCAGCGCGGCCACCUUAAGCGGGGGCGGAGGCGGCGGCAGCGGCGAUAAACGCAACAAAAGCAGCGAAAGCAAUACCAUCAGCAAAUCGAAACCACAACCUCAGCAGAUCAUCAAGCCCACGCCCGUUCGUGCGACGGUCAAGGUGGCUCCGGGUAGUGAAACUCAAGUCAAGAUUGUCAGCUCAACGCCCAGUAAAAACCAGCAGCUGCCCACGGCUGCAGCGGUGGUAGCUGCCUCCAACUCAGCCCCGAGCAGCAGUAGUGGCAACGGUAGCGGCAACGGCAGUGGCAGUGGAAGCUCUAGUGCGAGCGCAGGCACGGGGGCGGCCGCACCAACAGCCAGUGGUCACAAUCCUGCCGUACAGCCGCAUGCCCCAACGCCUGGCCUAACUGCCGCCAGCAUCGCUGCUGCAGCUGCCGCAGCAGCCGUCUCAAGUUCUGCUACACCAGCGAUUGCAAGUAUCAGCAACGUUCAAGGCCAAUCUGUGAUUCAAGCAACACCAACAAUUGCAUUUGCGGCGGUGGCAAAACACAACACAUCACUCCUGGAAAACGGUCCUGUAUUGCAACAGCAGCCCACAGCCACAACGGUAGCCGCCAUUGUGGGAGCCGGCGCACAGACCCAACAGCCACAACACCAGCAGCAACAGCCGGCACAAUUAUCCAAUCUUCAAACAAAUUCCUCACACUUACAAAAUGGUCUACCUGUCUCGGUCAGUAGUAGUGACAGCAAUAGCAAUGUCGUUGAUGCAAUUUCAUUGAAAACCAUGGCCCAGGAAGCCAUCAAUCGAUCCGCGAGCGAUGCCAAUUCGCUAAGCCAGCAGCCGCAGACGCAGCAGCAGCAAAGCAACAUUGACACGAGGCAGCAGCAGUCGCAGCAAUCACUCCUACAACAGCAUUUUAGUACGGAAAAUACUGCCAACCAGCCGCAGCAAGUGGCGUCCCAACAGCAGCAAAAUGCAGCUGCAGCCGCAGCCGCAGCUGCUGCUGCGGCAGCGGCAGCGGCAGCGGCUGCAAUGGGAACAAUUGCGGCUGCAGCACAUGCCGCGGCAGCCAGCAAUGGAUCCACAGCUGGCAGUGGGCUCAUGAAUCUGGCAAAUGCUGCGGGUCAGCCAACCAGCGGUAGUGUCAAGACGCAUACUUCCCAACAGCAAAUGGCCACAACGGAAGCCCACAUUCCGACACUGCUGGGAGUAACGCCGUUGGGGCCAACGCCACUUCAGAAAGAACAUCAGGUGCAGUUUCAAAUGAUGGAGGCCGCCUACUAUCACCUGCCACAGCCCAUGGAUACGGAGAAGCUCCAAACGUAUUUCCAUCGCGCCCCAGUCCCCACGCCAGCGCACUAUCCCCAGGCACAGCUGCCAAUAUACGAUACUGUUGAAUUUUAUCAACGACUCUCAACGGAGACGCUUUUCUUUGUAUUCUACUACAUGGAAGGCUCCAAAGCCCAAUAUCUGGCCGCAAAGGCACUGAAAAAGCAAAGCUGGCGAUUCCACACCAAGUACAUGAUGUGGUUUCAACGGCACGAGGAGCCCAAGAUUAUCAACGAUGAUUACGAACAGGGUACGUACAUCUAUUUUGACUAUGAAAAGUGGAGUCAGCGAAAGAAGGAGGGAUUCACCUUUGAAUACAAGUACUUAGAAGACAAGGAGCUCAAUUGAUAAUGUUGCAAUGUGUAUUGCUUCGUCUGUCUAUAAGAAAAUCAAUCCAUUAAAAAAAUAAAUGAAACCAAUACCAUUUUCAUAAAAAACCACAACCACAACCCCACCCGCUCCCAAACCCAAACUCAAACCCAUAACCAUUACACUUACAUACGCCUAGAAACAAUAAACAACAGAGAGAGAGAAGAGGAAAGAAAAAUAAGCGAUAAUGCCAGCAAACUGUAAACAUAAGUUAAAAGGAAAAAAAUGAAGUAUGAUAAUUGUUCGGAAUGCAUGUAAAAACAUAUGCUUUUUUAUAUAAAUGUUUUAUUGUUUAUAAUUACGUUUAUUUUUUUUACACUAUUCGAACCAUCUCACAAGGCCCUCCAGAAAUCAAGCGCAAGAGAGAUACAAAAUAAGAACCGAACCAUGCAAAACUCCCAGACCCCAGACCCCAGAUCAGAUCCAUGUCGCUUAGCGUACCUUCAAUCCAUUCAAGCAAAUAGCAUUGCAAAGAGUUACGUGAUUCCCUCUCAACUCCCAAUUCGCAUAAUGUAUAAAAGUCGCAUCCGAAUGCAGUACACUUUUAAUGAUAAAAAACAAAACAAACACAAAAAAAAAAGAAACAUCAAAAACAUUUAGCGCACCGAUUUUUAUGCGUUUUUUCGCGUUUAGAAUAAGACGCGAAAGAAAAACAAACAAAUUUCAGCUGAUCUUAUUUAAAUUUAUUAAUGUAAUUACGAUUACUAAGAUCAUUGAUUAAGUUGCAUGAUGUGUCGAAAGGCUAGGAAACAAAACAACAAAUUAAUGCAUAAAUGAAACUUUUUUAAAUAUAAGAACAAAAACAAAAUAAAAGCGUGAGUAAAUAGUUGAACUUA
Messenger RNA from Drosophila miranda, 3970 nucleotides. It is a transcript of the gene Not3, whose product is annotated as CCR4-NOT transcription complex subunit 3. The record is from RefSeq and is a predicted model, not a curated record. Bases 453 to 3113 code for a protein of 886 amino acids. Gene Ontology annotation, cellular component: nucleus; CCR4-NOT core complex; P-body. The transcript is spliced from 11 exons. NCBI's taxonomy places the organism in Eukaryota, Metazoa, Arthropoda, Insecta, Diptera, Drosophilidae. Gene Ontology annotation, biological process: regulation of DNA-templated transcription; nuclear-transcribed mRNA poly(A) tail shortening.